This is a messenger RNA of Cryphonectria parasitica EP155, 693 nucleotides long. RefSeq lists its product as uncharacterized. The record is from RefSeq and is a predicted model, not a curated record. Lineage: Eukaryota; Fungi; Ascomycota; Sordariomycetes; Diaporthales; Cryphonectriaceae. Bases 255 to 560 code for a protein of 101 amino acids. The transcript has a single exon.
AAAGUAAUGAGUUCACAUACACAAACUCUUCAAAUCUAUACGUUUUAAUAAAACGAAUGCGGCUGCGAGCAGGGAAGCAUCGGAUCCCGGCAUUCACAAUUUUCGGAACGGCACAUGCAAUGUGGUAUACCGGACCUUGUUCGUUCCAGGCGUUUUGGAGCUCUUACGAUGAACAUGCCGCCAACCUGUUCACCUUUGGAAGACACACGAGCCUGUGAUUACAGUUUCUCGCGCACGAUGCUGCGGCAUCAGCCAUGACGACGGCGUGCGCAUCUGGACCGAACAGACAGGCUCGCAGACAGACUACGCUAGAAAACCUUCCCAGGGAAACAAUUUUUUUUUUUUUUUUUUUUUAUCACGAUCAGCCGUCGACAAGAUCACAGAUACUUGACGCAAGACGUACCGGCUGGCCUGGACGGAUAGAUGGGCAUAGAAACGACAGGAAAGCCAUUCUGGGCAAAGGUUGGGGAAGGAGGCAAGGAGCGGAGAGCGGUUCAUUCUCAUGGCUGUGGGUUGGUUGGUGGCGUCCGUCCAUUGGUAGGACAGGACAGGAUGGAUAGAGCGGCGAGACAUACAGAGAGAGCAUUCAUCCAGCUCUUUAUGUGUGUUGCCCCAUCCCAAAAAUUAGUACUUUUUAAUUAUACCAGAAGACAUGGCAUUACUGCGUUCUCCCAAGAGGGUGACGCUCCCUUC